AUGGACCAGUCGUCCGCUUUCAAGGGUGAUAAGUUCGCCACGGCUAUGACUGAAGAAGAAGACGAAGACAUCACACCCGAUUUGUGGCAAGAAGCUUGUUGGGUGGUGAUAUCAGCAUACUUCGACGAAAAGGGCUUGGUCAGACAACAGUUGGAUUCUUUCGACGAAUUCAUUCAGAUGUCUGUCCAGCGCAUCGUUGAAGAUUCGCCGCCUAUCGAGUUGCAGACCGAAGCUCAGCAUCUCACUGGUGAAAUUGAAAUUCCGACGAAAUUCAGCCUGAAAUUCGAACAGAUCUAUUUGUCAAAACCAACUCAUUGGGAGAAAGACGGAGCCCCGGCACCGAUGAUGCCGAAUGAAGCGCGUCUGAGAAACUUGACUUAUUCUGCGCCUCUGUACGUCGAUAUAACGAAGACGAUCAGCCGUGACGGCGAGGAGACGAAAAACAUUAAGUACGAAAAAGUGUUCAUCGGUAAAAUCCCUAUCAUGCUCCGGUCUACGUACUGUUUGCUGAACGGACUGAUGGACCGUGACCUGACGGAGCUAAACGAGUGUCCGCUUGAUCCGGGCGGUUAUUUUAUUAUAAACGGCAGCGAGAAGGUGUUGAUCGCUCAAGAGAAGAUGGCCACCAAUACCGUGUACGUGUUCAACAUGAAGGAAGGCAAGUACGCUUACAAAGCGGAGUGCCGUUCGUGCCUAGAAAACAGCAGUCGUCCAACAACCACCGUCUGGGUGAACAUGCUGGCACGGAGCGGGGGUGGGGUGCACAAGAGCGCGACCGGUCAACGGAUUCUGGCCGUCCUGCCGUACAUCCAGCAGGAAAUUCCGGUGAUGAUCGUGUUUCGCGCGUUGGGGUUCGUGGCCGAUCGUGACAUCCUCGAACACAUCAUCUAUGACUUCGAUGACCCAGAAAUGAUGGAGAUGGUCAAGCCGUCGUUGGACGAAGCAUUCGUCGUCCAGGAACAGAAUGUGGCGCUGAACUUCAUCGGCGCGAGAGGUGCGCGCUCUGGUGUCACCAAGGAAAAGCGCAUCAAAUACGCUCGCGAGAUCCUACAGAAGGAGAUGCUGCCUCACGUCGGCGUCAGUGACUUUUGCGAGACGAAGAAGGCCUACUUCCUCGGCUACAUGGUACACCGACUGUUGAUGGCGGCGCUUGGCCGGCGCGAGUUCGACGACCGCGAUCACUACGGCAACAAACGUCUCGAUUUAGCUGGACCUCUGCUCGCUUUUCUGUUCCGCGGUCUGUUCAGGACGCUGCUGAAGGAGGUGCGACUGGUCGCUCAGAAGUACAUCAACAAAUCAGGUGAUUUCAACCUCGAACUGUGCGUGCGAACCAGCAUCAUCACCAAAGGUCUGCAGUACUCGCUGGCCACCGGCAACUGGGGCGACCAGAAGAAGGCUCAUCAGACCAGAGCUGGCGUAUCUCAAGUGUUGAAUAGACUCACCUAUGCUGCAACGCUCAGUCAUCUGCGACGACUGAACUCACCGAUCGGCAGGGAAGGAAAGCUGGCCAAACCACGUCAGUUGCACAAUACGUUAUGGGGCAUGAUCUGCCCGGCUGAAACGCCAGAAGGCCAGGCCGUCGGUCUGGUCAAGAAUCUGGCGUUAAUGGCUUACAUUUCAGUCGGUUCACAGCCUGCACCAAUUCUCGAGUUUCUCGAAGAGUGGUCCAUGGAAAAUCUGGAAGAAAUAUGCCCUGCGGCCAUCGCCACUGCCACGAAGGUUUUUUUACCGUUGUUAGCCUUAAGCUUUUACAUAGGUUUUUAGCG
This is a messenger RNA of Soboliphyme baturini, 1766 nucleotides long. The record is from the annotation of a GenBank genome assembly. Lineage: Eukaryota; Metazoa; Nematoda; Enoplea; Dioctophymatida; Soboliphymatidae.